GUGAAACACAAACCCGUUAUCGGCCAAGUAAGGCGUGAUCGCCUAGUGUCUCGCGUCAUCCACCACAUCUCAUGCGGGGUACACCAAGUACAUCCCAGAUGUAUAAAUGACACGCCCAUCUUAUUCCUGCAACCAGCCAGCCCCUCAUAAUAACUACACUUCACCAUGCCGACCGAAUUCAUCAGUCUCACCUUCCCCAACGCCUCCACGGAGGUCGCGCCCAUCCCCAACGCGGGCAUUGACCCCGACUACCUCGUGCGUUACGCACGCGCCCUCGACGACUAUGGCUACAACUACACCCUCGUACCCUACGACUCCUCCUACUUCGACCCUUUCACCAUCGGCGCUACCAUCGCCUCCGUGACCAAGAACCUCAAGGUCAUCAUCGCCCUCCGCCCCAACACCCUCUACCCCACCGUCGCCGCCAAAGCCCUGGCCACCCUUGACCAACUCAGUCGAGGCCGUGUCGUGGUCCACUUCAUCGCCGGCGGCAGCGACGCCGAACAAGCCAAGGAAGGCGACUUCCUGAACAAACAACAACGAUACGGCCGGCUGGAGGACUACAUUAAAAUCCUCCGUCGGGCAUGGGAAUCCGACGAGCCCUUCGACUGGGAAAGCGAGUAUUACACCUUCAAGCAGUUCAGUAACCGGGUCCGUCCCGUCAACGGAACCAUCCCCGUCUCCGUCGGCGGAUCCUCCGACGAAGCGUAUCGCGUGGGCGGCUCACUCGCCGACAUCUUCGGUCUCUGGGGCGAACCCCUCAAGGAAACCAAGGAGCAGAUCGAUCGGAUUUAUGCCGAGGCGGAGCGCGCAGGUCGUGCGCCCAACGACCGGCCGCGCAUCUGGGUGACUUUCCGGCCGAUUAUUGCUGAGACAGAUGAUCUUGCCUGGGCCAAGGCGCAUCAGACGCUGGAUAAGUUGAAGGAGUAUCGUGCGAACGGACAGGGUAAGGCUCCCCCGAAUGCUCCGCCGCCGCAGAAUGUGGGGUCUCAGCGAUUGUUGGAUAUUGCGGCGAGGGGAGAGGUGCAGGAUCGCGCGCUGUGGUAUCCGACUGUGACGGCGACGAAUGCGCGGGGCGCGUCAACGGCGUUGGUGGGAUCGCCGCAGACGAUCAGUGAUUCGAUUCUGGAUUAUGUGGAUCUGGGGGCGGAGUUGAUCUCCAUCCGUGGGUAUGAUAACCUGAAUGAUGCGAUUGAUUAUGGGCGGUAUAUUUUGCCGAGAGUGCGGAAGGAGUUGAAGGAGCGGGAGAAUGGUCAUUAAGG
Molecule: messenger RNA, 1262 nt
Organism: Aspergillus ibericus CBS 121593
Lineage: Eukaryota; Fungi; Ascomycota; Eurotiomycetes; Eurotiales; Aspergillaceae
Product: LLM class flavin-dependent oxidoreductase
Exons: 1
Coding region: 166-1260 (364 amino acids)
Molecular function (GO): oxidoreductase activity, acting on paired donors, with incorporation or reduction of molecular oxygen
Source: RefSeq, a predicted model, not a curated record